Talpa occidentalis (Iberian mole) is the source of this 1322-nucleotide messenger RNA. It is a transcript of the gene DIO3, whose product is annotated as iodothyronine deiodinase 3. The transcript has a single exon. Gene Ontology annotation, molecular function: thyroxine 5'-deiodinase activity. The record is from RefSeq and is a predicted model, not a curated record. Lineage: Eukaryota; Metazoa; Chordata; Mammalia; Eulipotyphla; Talpidae.
UAAAUCGAGCUCCCCGCACAGCCGAAGCCCAGAUGCCUCGCCAGGCUGCCCCGAGCUUAGUGGUGGGGGAAGGCGGCGGGCCCCAGGGGGCCUCGGGGACGGCGGUCACCAUGCUCCGCUCCCUGCUGCUGCACUCCCUGCGGCUGUGCGCCCAGACCGCCUCGUGCCUCGUGCUCUUCCCGCGCUUCCUCGGCACGGCCUUCAUGCUCUGGCUCCUCGACUUCCUGUGCAUCCGCAAGCACUUCCUGGGCCGCGGCCGCCGGGGUCAGCCCGAGCCUGAAAUGGAACUCAACAGCGAUGGCGAGGAGGUGCCCCCCGACGACCCGCCCAUCUGCGUGUCCGACGACAACCGCCUGUGCACCCUGGCGUCGCUGAAGGCGGUGUGGCACGGCCAGAAGCUGGAUUUCUUCAAGCAGGCGCACGAGGGCGGCCCGGCGCCCAACUCUGAGGUGGUCCUGCCCGAAGGCUUCCAGAACCAGCACAUCCUCGACUUCGCGCGAGGGAACCGCCCGCUGGUGCUCAAUUUUGGCAGCUGCACCUGACCACCAUUCAUGGCGCGCAUGAGCGCCUUCCAGCGCCUGGUCACCAAGUACCAGCGCGACGUCGACUUCCUCAUCAUCUACAUCGAGGAAGCACACCCCUCUGACGGCUGGGUGACCACAGACUCCCCCUACAGCAUCCCACAGCACCAGAGCCUGGAGGACAGGGUCAGUGCGGCAAGGGUGCUGCAGCAGGGGGCACCCAGCUGUGCGCUGGUGCUCGACACCAUGGCCAACUCCAGCAGCUCAGCCUAUGGCGCCUACUUCGAGCGCCUCUACGUCAUCCAGAGUGGCACCAUUAUGUACCAGGGUGGCCGCGGCCCAGAUGGCUACCAGGUCUCGGAGCUGCGCACCUGGCUGGAGCAUUAUAAUGAGCAACUGCACGGCCCUCAGCCCCGUGGGGUGUAAAACAACCAAGGACACUGGUUGGACUCGGUGGGCUGUGCCCUGGAACACUGGAAGGCCACGUGUGGAUGCCCCACGUGGAGUCAGGCUGGGCAGGGCCCAGGGACACCGCUGUGCUGAGCAGCGCUGCAGGCUGAGGUGCCCUCAGCCGAGCCCGGGAAGACGCCUCUGCCUCCCUGGACUCUGAUUCUGUGAUUGUCCUGUGACCGUCCUCUUGUGACUGCCCACCACCUAGACUGGCCUGGCUCACUCGAAAUUUCCUGAGUGUGGGUGUGGUGCCAUUCUUGCCUGGGCACCGCUGGAUCUGUCCUUGCCGAGGCCCGGGCCGCCGGCUCUCACACCCCCUCCCCAGAAAGGAGAGCCAGUGAGCCUUCCCCG